AUGUCGCUGUCGUGCACCGGGCCGAUCCCCCGCGUCGACGCGCCGCCGAGCUGGCCAAGCCAGAGCCAACGGCCGUGGCGCAUCCCCAGCGUGACCACGGGCGAGCCCGUCCACCUGUACCUGAGCCUCCUCAAGACGGUGCUGACCAACGGCGUGCACGAGGACCUCGCGGAGCCCGUCGCGAACGAACGCGGGCAGCGCGACAACGUGGGCUGCGAUCCGGAGGACUCGCGCUGCACGCUCGCGUGGGACGGAUGGGCGCGCCUGACCGCACUGCAGCCGAUCGCGGAAGGUCUCCUCGACCGGCGCGUCCCUGGCGAUUGGGCCGAAGUCGGCGUCUUCCGCGGCGGCAUCUCACUCUUCCUCCAAGGCAUCCUGACGGCGCGCGGCGAGGCGCGGUCGCGAAAGCUGUGGCUCGUCGACUCCUUCCAAGGCAUGGGCAGCGCGGCGCACGUGGCGUGCAAGGAGAAGGGCCGCGGCGGCCGCGGCAACCCGUGCAGGGCCGACGAGUACUGGGUGCGCAGGUUCCCGCUGUUCAGGCGCAACUCGGCGGAGGCCGUGCAGCAGCGCUUCCUGCGCCACGGCCUCCUCGGACCCGGCGUGCGCCUCCUGCCCGGCUUCGUCAACGACACCCUCGCCCCGCCGUGCAACCCCAUCCGCGCGCUCUCGCUGCUGCGCAUCGACGUCGACGUGUUCGCGGCGACGCUCGACGCCCUCGCGCACCUCUACCCGAGGCUCACGCCUGGCGGCGUCGUGCUCUUUGACGACUGGAAGCUGCCCCUCGCGCGGCGCGCCGCCGAGGAGUACCGCAGGUCGAAUGGGAUCACGGCGGAGAUCCGAUUCCUGCCCGGGACGGUGGACGCGCAAGCGUAUUGGGUGAAGCCAUAA
Messenger RNA from Emiliania huxleyi CCMP1516, 888 nucleotides. RefSeq lists its product as hypothetical. Lineage: Eukaryota; Haptophyta; Isochrysidales; Noelaerhabdaceae. The record is from RefSeq and is a predicted model, not a curated record. Bases 1 to 888 code for a protein of 295 amino acids. The transcript has a single exon.